Euleptes europaea (tarantolino) is the source of this 702-nucleotide messenger RNA. It is a transcript of the gene AK3, whose product is annotated as adenylate kinase 3. NCBI's taxonomy places the organism in Eukaryota, Metazoa, Chordata, Lepidosauria, Squamata, Sphaerodactylidae. Gene Ontology annotation, cellular component: cytoplasm; mitochondrion. The transcript is spliced from 5 exons. Gene Ontology annotation, biological process: nucleobase-containing compound metabolic process. Bases 7 to 693 code for a protein of 228 amino acids. The record is from RefSeq and is a predicted model, not a curated record. Gene Ontology annotation, molecular function: ATP binding; AMP kinase activity.
UCCAGCAUGGGGGUGCGGCCCCUGCUGCUGCGGGCCGUCAUCGUGGGGGCCCCCGGCUCCGGGAAAGGCACCGUCUCCUCCCGCGCCGUCAAACACUUUGCCCUGAAACAUCUGUCCAGCGGCGAUCUGCUCCGGGAGCACAUGAACAAGAGGACGGAAAUUGGUAUCAUUGCUAAGACCUACAUUGAUCAGGGACGGCUUAUUCCCGAUGAUAUUAUCACCCAGCUGAUGCUAAGUGAGCUGAAAACAGUAGAGCAGCACCACUUGCUGCUAGAUGGUUUUCCAAGGACUGUUCCACAGGCUGAAGCUCUGGAAAAAAUGUUUUCAGUCAAUACUGUGAUUGACUUAGAUGUGCCUUUUGAGACAAUCCAGCAACGUCUGACGGCACGAUGGAUCCAUCCUGCAAGUGGCAGGGUCUACAACCUGGAGUUCAAUCCUCCCAAAGUGCCCGGCAGUGAUGAUAUUACCGGAGAGCCUCUUGUUCAACGUGAUGAUGACAAACCAGAAACUGUUAUGAAGAGACUUAAAUCUUACGAGGCAGAAACCAAACCUGUCUUGGAGUAUUACAAAAGGAAAGGAGUGUUAGAAUCAUUCUCUGGAACAGAGACCAACAAAAUUUGGCCCCAUGUUCAUCAUUUUCUUCAAACCAAGCUGCCUGAUGUCAGCCAGAAGGAAGAUGCCACACCCAGCUGAAGCAGACUU